Sturnus vulgaris (Common starling) is the source of this 1737-nucleotide messenger RNA. RefSeq names its product purinergic receptor P2X 4 (gene P2RX4). Gene Ontology annotation, molecular function: purinergic nucleotide receptor activity; ATP binding; extracellularly ATP-gated monoatomic cation channel activity. Gene Ontology annotation, cellular component: plasma membrane. Gene Ontology annotation, biological process: response to ATP; calcium ion transmembrane transport. NCBI's taxonomy places the organism in Eukaryota, Metazoa, Chordata, Aves, Passeriformes, Sturnidae. The record is from RefSeq and is a predicted model, not a curated record.
CCUCCCCUCCCGGCCGCCGCCAUGGCGCUGUGCGGGGCUAUCCACAGCUUCCUCUUCGAGUACGACACCCCGCGCAUCGUGCUGAUCCGGAGCCGCAAAGUGGGGCUCAUCAACCGCGCGGUGCAGCUCGGCAUCCUCGCCUAUGUGAUCGGGUGGGUUUUUCUGUGGGAAAAGGGCUACCAGGAAACAGACAGCGUGGUCAGUUCUGUAACCACGAAGGUGAAAGGAGUAGCACUGACAAACACAUCCCUCCUGGGAGCCAGGAUCUGGGAUGUAGCUGACUAUGUCAUCCCUCCUCAGGGUGAGAACACUGUGUUUGUCAUGACCAAUGCGAUACUCACACUGAACCAGAGCCAAGGCCGCUGCCCAGAGCUCCCAGAUGAUCAAACAAAGUGUGAGGUGAAUGACAACUGUGCUCCAGGAUAUGUCAGCACCCACAGCAGUGGCAUCCAGACUGGGGAGUGUGUUAAAUACAACAGCAGCAUUAAGACCUGUGAAGUCUUUGCGUGGUGUCCCGUUGAGGAUGACUACCACAUACCCAAGCCAGCAUUCCUGCGAGAAGCUGAGAACUUCACCCUUCUGGUGAAGAACAACAUUUGGUACCGCAAGUUCAACUUCAGCAAGCGAAACAUCCUCCCCACUAUCAACUCCACCUACCUUAAGAACUGCAUCUACGAUGCCCAGACAGAUCCUUUCUGCCCUAUCUUUCGUUUAGGGAAAAUAGUUGAAGCUGCAGGGCAGGACUUCCAAGAAAUGGCUGUGGAGGGUGGAGUCAUGGCACUGCAGAUCAACUGGGACUGCAACCUGGACAGAGCAGCUUCCCACUGUGUGCCAAAAUAUUCCUUCCGGCGCCUCGACACCAAGGACUCUGCCCACACCGUCUCACCUGGCUACAACUUCAGGUUUGCAAAAUACUACAAGAAUAGUGAUGGCACUGAUUCACGGACGCUUGUCAAAGCUUAUGGCAUCCGCUUUGAUAUCAUAGUGUUUGGAAAGGCAGGAAAAUUUGAUGUAAUUCCUACCAUGAUUAACAUCGGCUCUGGCUUAGCGUUGUUUGGUGUGGCAACAGUGCUGUGUGACAUUUUUGUUCUGUAUUGCAUGAAGAAGAAAUACUACUAUCGUGAGAAGAAAUACAAAUAUGUGGAGGAUUAUGAAUUGGAAGCUGGUGAGACAUGAAACAAACUCCUGAGCUCCUGGUGCUGCAGGACCAACUGCUGCUCUGAACUGCUGCUGGAAACAUUUCUUGACCGUGCCAUGAGACCACCCCCUCUUUGCUGGAAGAAAAUGGGAAACCAAACUGAGAAAGGGACCAUCUUCACUACUCUUUAAUACUUGGGAGCCAGUCCCAGGGAGAACUGGGUCUGCUCCUUGUCUGCUGUCUUUCCAGGUUAUUUGCACUAAGCACAGAGGGAAAAUUGUGCUUUAUGUCAGACCUCUGCAGUGGCUGAGCCUGGGACAGGGACAGCUCUGGCAUCAUCAUUUUGCCAGUCCUCCUGUCCCUGAGCUCACUGAUAGCAGAGGGCACAGACAAUAGGCACAGAUUCUUCCUUAGAGUGAACAUGGCCACUGCCAGGAGGUCCCUAACCUUGGGACAGCAGCUCCUUGCUGUUGUCAUUUUUCUUUCCCUGAAGGAUUGUGAAGAUUAGCUGAGCCUGUACCUAUUAUUUAAUUAGGUCUCCAAGCUCCAGGGGCCAGAGACCAAAAUAAAGCAGUCUUACUCCAUUGUUCUAUGAUAAA